AUGAAAGCAAUGCACUACGGUCGUGUCUCGUUGGCCCUGUGCAUCACACUCGUUACGAUCCAGUGGACCGGUGCCUAUAUUGUCGACCCCGGUCCGGUCGUGAAGGCUACUAAAGGAGAAAUAUGGCCCAAACCGAGGAACCAAACUACGACUCAAAAAUAUUACACCAUCAAAACGGGAUCAUUUAGUUUCCAGUCCAUGAAUUUCAGUUGUGAUUUGUUGAACAAAGCGCUAGAUCGUUAUCAAAAACUUGUACUUGCUAUCGGCAACACUACUCGUCGAGCAAUGGUCAACAGAGGCUACUCCUUCCAAGCGAACAAUGCGUGGCGUGCGAACAACGAUGGACAUCGGUCGUGGCGGUCGGAUUUAAACAGGGUUGGAUAUGUUGAACAAGUCAAGGUGGAUCUAAAGGCUCCCUGUGAAGCUUUACCAUAUCUUUCGAUGGACGAGGAAUAUACAAUCAUCAUUGACGACUCUCAGGCACUUUUGUCCUCCUUUUCCGUCUGGGGAAUGCUGCGCGCAUUGGAAUCUUUUUCGCAAAUGGUUGCCCUUUCGGAUGAUGGCAGCAUGUUACGCAUUAAUUUCACAACGAUUUACGAUGGUCCUCGCUUUUCGCACCGUGGCUUGCUCGUGGAUACAUCGCGCCACUUCAUCGAUACCUACACGCUGGUAAAAAUUCUCGAUGGCAUGGCAUACAACAAGCUAAACGUGUUUCACUGGCACAUCGUGGACGAUCAUAGCUUCCCUUACGAAAGUCGAAUUUUCCCAGAGCUAAGCCAGCAAGGUGCGUAUCACCCGUCCAUGGUGUACACCCAGGCGGACAUUGCAAUGAUCAUCGAGGAAGCAACACUGCGCGGUAUACGCGUUAUGCCAGAGUUUGACACUCCCGGGCACACCCGUUCGUGGGGUGUUUCGCAUCCGGAACUGCUUACCGAGUGCUAUGAUCAGUACCAUGGUAAGCUCGGACCGAUGGAUCCAACGCGAGAAUCAACCUACACCUUCCUGUCCAAUCUGUUUCGUGAAGUUAUCGAAGUGUUUCCCGAUCGUUACGUCCAUCUCGGCGGAGACGAAGUUGGGUUCGAAUGCUGGGCUAGCAAUCCCAACAUAUUGGAGUACAUGAAAGAGAACCGCCUCUACUCGUUCGAAAUGCUGGAAGAAAAAUUCAUCCAGCGGAUUGUCGAUCAGAUCGAUGUGCUCAAACGCAGCUCCCUCGUGUGGCAGGAGGUUUACGUGAAUGGAGUGCGACUCCCAAACGGAACGGUGGUACACGUUUGGACCGGCAAUCGUCAGGAUCUGUUAAACAAGAUCACUCGCGAUGGGUUGCCUGCUCUGCUGUCCUCCUGCUGGUACCUGGAUCAUCUCAGCACUGGAGGCGAUUGGCGCAAGUUUUACAACUGUGAUCCGCACGAUUUCAUCGGCACGGGCCAGCAGAAAUCGCUUGUUCUUGGUGGUGAAGCCUGCAUGUGGUCCGAGGUGGUAAAUGGGAACAAUAUUUUGCCCCGCAUAUUCCCACGCGUAUCUGCUACUGCCGAAAAGCUUUGGUCGCCUGCUAGCGUUAACAAUGCGGACGAGGCGGCUCACAGAUUGGAAGAGCAAACAUGCCGCAUGAAUCAUCGUGGAAUACCGGCCCAGCCACCGAACGGACCUGGGUUCUGCAUUUGA
Molecule: messenger RNA, 1662 nt
Organism: Anopheles marshallii
Lineage: Eukaryota; Metazoa; Arthropoda; Insecta; Diptera; Culicidae
Product: beta-hexosaminidase subunit beta-like
Exons: 7
Coding region: 1-1662 (553 amino acids)
Biological process (GO): glycosaminoglycan metabolic process; ganglioside catabolic process; carbohydrate metabolic process
Cellular component (GO): membrane
Molecular function (GO): beta-N-acetylhexosaminidase activity
Source: RefSeq, a predicted model, not a curated record